Ricinus communis (castor bean) is the source of this 3390-nucleotide messenger RNA. RefSeq lists its product as uncharacterized. The transcript has 8 exons. Lineage: Eukaryota; Viridiplantae; Streptophyta; Magnoliopsida; Malpighiales; Euphorbiaceae. The record is from RefSeq and is a predicted model, not a curated record. The coding region runs from base 324 to 2909 and encodes 861 amino acids.
GAGAGAGAAAGAAAGGGAUAUAGUGUAGAGAGAGAAACUAGUGGAUGCUUAUAGUGAUUAGUGAAAAGUAGAAUGCACGAGAAAAAAAUUGAUAAAAAAGAGUCCUUUAAAAUUUAUUAUUAUUAUGUAGUUAAUACAGAGAGGCAAAAUGCCCACCAUCAAAACCUGUCUCUCAUCAUCUUCUCAAUUUUGAAACUUUUUUUUGUUCUUUUUUCCUUUUUUUUUUGUUUUAGAGAGAGAGAGAGAGAGAGAGAGAGAGAGAGAGAGAGAAGAAAAUUGAUUUAGUGUAGAGAGAGAAAGUGAAGUUUACAGAUGCUCUUACAAUGGGGAAAGAAUUGCAGCAAAAUCUGCAGCAACAAGAGAGUAAUAAUGAGAUUAGAAACAGAGAAAAUGGUUCUUCUUCAGGUCUUUCCUGUGAGAGAUGUUCGAUGGGAUUAUCAAAAAUUGUAAAAGAGUUUAAUUUUAAGUGUAUUUUUGUUUUGAUUUUAAGUUUUUGUGUAUUAGUUUCUGUGAUCUUCUGGAUCCUGCCUCACCGUACAGUUAAAUCAGUUGGGUUUGAUGCAGACAUUGCAAUUAAGCUCAGUGCUACAGUUCAGGUUUACUUUAAACUUCAAAAACCUGUUCCCCAGCUUGUUCCGCACAUUGGGAGAUUAGAAUACGAUAUCCAUGAGGAAAUAGGUGUUCCAAAUGCAAAGGUGGCUAUCCUAUCCAUGCAUCCAUCUAAACCCGAUGCAUCUAACUGCACUGAUGUGGUGUUUGGUUUUCUUUCUGACCCAAUAGAUGUUCCAAUAAAUCAAGUAUCUUUAAGUGUGCUGAAGUCAUCUUUAAUCGAGCUGCUCCUUCACGAAUCCAAUCUGACUUUGACAACCCCAAUAUUUGGGCAACCCUCUAUGUUUGAGAUUCUGAAGUUUCCUGGGGGGAUCACUGUAAUCCCAGUUCCAUAUGCUUCCAUUUUUCAGGUGGCCCAGAUCCUCUUUAAUUUUACCCUCAAUAACUCCAUAGCUGAGAUACUGCAAAAUCUCAACGAGUUAAGGGAUCAGUUGAAGUUAGGAUUGCAUCUGAGACCUUAUGAGAAUAUAGUUGUGCAAAUAACAAAUACUGAAGGGUCCACAGUAGAUCCCCCAGUCACUGUUGAGGCCACAGUCGUGUCAGAUCUGGGGAGCCUUCUGCCACAGAGAUUGAAACAGUUGGUUCAAACAAUCACAGAUUCUCCCUCAAAGAAUCUUGGCCUUGAUAACUCAGUUUUUGGUAAAGUAAAGAGUGUUGUUUUAUCAUCAUACUUAAAAGGUAGAAUCCAUGCAAACCCUCCAACUCCUUCACCAGCUCCUUCUCCAGAGCCUAAUGAUCAAGCCAAACCUCCUAUUUCUAUAUGUCCUGGUUGUGAUCCAUCACUCCCUCCUGCAUCUUCUCCAUCAGAUGAUGAUCAUGCACAUGGAACACACCCAGAAUGCAGGUCUCACCAUUCUUUACAUCCUGUAAAUCCCCCAGCACCUUCUGUGGUACCUGUUGAUCCUCCUAACCCUUGCAGACACCAUAGUUCUCCUGUAUCCCGAAACCCAUCACCAUCUCAUUCUAAACGGAGCCCAUACCUAGGCCCACUGGGUCCCCCAUCACAGCUCCCGCCAGCUCUGUCUCCUCUGCCUCAUGUCUCAUAUGGUUCAAGUCCGAGGAAAGGCUCAGGAUCUCAUGCACAUGCUCCGUUCUCAGCACCAUCUCUAUCAUGCACAGUGAAGGCUUACUUUAGACUUCCAAAGCCAAUCUUACAGCUUGUUUCACACGUUGGAAGAUUGGAAAGUGAUCUCAAACAGGAAAUAGGCAUCCCAACUGCAAAGGUGGCUGUCCUAUCUAUGCGCCAACCUGGUGCAUCUAACUGGACUGAUGUGGUGUUUGGUUUUCUUCCUGAGCGAAAGAACGUUCCAAUAAAUCCAGUAUUCUUAAGUGUGCUGAGGUUAUCUUUAGUUGAUGUUUUCCUUCAGGAGUCCAAUCUGACUUUGACAACCUCAAUUUUUGGGAAACCCUCUGCAUUUGAGAUUCUGAAGUUUCCUAAUGGGAUCACUCUAAACCCAGUGCAAGAUGCUUUUAUUUGUCAGAUGCCUCAGAUCCUCUUUAGUUUUACCCUCAAUCAUUCAGUAGCUGGUAUACUGGAUAAUCUCACUGAGUUAAGGGAUCAGUUAAAGUUUGGUUUGCAUCUGAGAGCUUAUGAGAAUGUAAUUGUGCAAUUAACAAACACAAAUGGCUCCACGAUAUAUCCGCCAGUCACCAUUCAGGCUUCAGUUGUGUCACAUCUAGGGAGCCUUCUGCCACAGAGAUUGAGGCAGUUGGCAGAAACAAUCAUAAAUUCUCAGUCAAAGAAUCUUGGCCUUAAUCAUUGGGUUUUUGGUAAAGUAAAGAGUGUUAAUUUAUCAUCUUAUUUGAAAGGUAAGCUCCAGUCAAAUCCUCCAACUUCUUCUCCAGCUCCUUCUCCAGAACUCAGUGAUCUUGCCCAUCCCCCAAUUUCUACAUAUCCUUCUAAUACUCCUUCACUCCCUCCUUCAUCUUCUCCAUCAAAUGAUAACCACUCGCAUGCAACAAGCCCAAAAUGUGGGCCUCACCAUUCCUUAUCUUGUGUAAAUUCUGCUGCACCUUCCAUGGCUCCUCCUCAUCCUAGUGGACACCGGAGUUCUCCAUUAUCUCGAAGCCCAUACUUACGUCCACUGGGCUCCCCAUCACAGAUCCCCUCAGAUCUGUCUCCUCUGCCUCAAGUUUCCUAUGGUUCCACUCCAAGUAAAGGUUCAGUAUCUCAAUCACUUGCUCCAUCUCCGUCGGCGCCAUCUCCAUCAUCGGUAGGAGUAGGUCCUUUCUGCAGGGAGAUCUGGUGGUUGGGAUUUUCUGGAUUGUUGGUCUUUCAUCUUCUUUGUUGCCCACAUUGACAGUAAAUUCUGCAAUCACACUACUUGAGACAAUUUCUGAGGCACAAUUAAAGAAAUGUUUGAUACCCAGUCUUGUUCUGGCGAGGAUGGUAGAAACUUCUGUGGAAUAUUCACCUAGUUUUCUCUUUUUUCUUUUUUCUUCAGAAAAAUUGACAAAUGUAAAUGAAACCAAAGAUGAAUCGCAGGUCAAAGCCAAGAAGGUGGCAGGCCUCUCAUCCCUCUUCUAGUUUUUUGAUGUCACAUAGAAAGCUGAGAACUUCUCAAAAGGGAGCAACCCCCUAAACAGUGACCAAUCAAGAAGCAACAUUAUAUUGCAGAUUUCAAGAAGCAUUUUCUGUAUGUUCCAAGUGUAAAAUAUAUAGGUUUCUUUUGAGCAUCUGCAAUGCAAUGCUAAGGAAAAAUUGUAAUGCAGAAACUAGUGUGAUAACCACUUCUGGAGUAAUAGAAUACAUCUUAAAGAAAAAAAAAAACAAUUUCUUCU